Ipomoea nil (Japanese morning glory) is the source of this 563-nucleotide messenger RNA. RefSeq lists its product as uncharacterized. The record is from RefSeq and is a predicted model, not a curated record. The coding region runs from base 115 to 399 and encodes 94 amino acids. The transcript has 2 exons. Lineage: Eukaryota; Viridiplantae; Streptophyta; Magnoliopsida; Solanales; Convolvulaceae.
AUUCACGUCGUGCAAAAUACAAAAAACAAAGCGUUUCGUUGUGAAACUUUCAUCAAACACAGACCCUAAGCCGGCCUGCAUUAUUAUUUCCUCCGAUCCGAACCAAAAAAAGAAAUGGCUUCAGCAGCACCAAAUCUCCAUGCCAACUUUGGACUUCCAGUCUGCCUCUCAGGGAUCCCUCUCCCUCUCCCUCAAGAGAUGGCGGAUCAUGAUCGCCGGAGAAAAGCCAUGAAAACCCCGGCGGCGGCGGCGGCGUUUGAACCAAAAGAUACCUGGGGGAGCAGUAGUGGCGCAGAGAGGGGAAAUCAAACAAGCCCCGGACCCGGAGAUUCUGAUUUCGCUUCUGUCUUGCGUGAUCUGGGUUCCAUCUCUUUGGGUCGUACAGCCAAGGCUGCAUAAGUGCAUAUAUAGUACUCUCAUCUCUCCAGAAUGUAUCUUUAAUUUAAUUUGUGUUAGUAUAACCUGUGAUUUGAUUAGCAAUUGUUGGCGUUUUCUUAUUAAUGGACUUCUUGUCGGUUUCUCUCUCCCUGUACAUUUGUGCUAGAUCUGGUUUCUUCAAUUCA